AUGGCUCGCUCGAAGAUAUCGCUCAUUCUGGUGGCCGCCGCAUUGGCGGCACUUUGCCGGACCACCGCCUUCGUUCCUGCUGCAAGGGAGGUGCCGCGAGCGGAGGUUCUUCUUCCAGCUGCCCUUGCACCCAUGAUGAUGGUGGAGCCUGCUUUUGCCCAAAGGAUGGAAGCAGACUUCAAGACCCCGCAGUACUACGAGGAGGAACCAACUUCCGACCUGUCCUACCUUCUUUUCUUCACCGCUGCACUUCUCCUCUACGUUGGCAAGACUGCCUUCGACAAGAGUGGUGCCAAAAGCUUGGGCGAUGCAGUGAACAAGUGA
Symbiodinium sp. CCMP2592 is the source of this 324-nucleotide messenger RNA. The record is from the annotation of a GenBank genome assembly. NCBI's taxonomy places the organism in Eukaryota, Dinophyceae, Suessiales, Symbiodiniaceae.